Nanorana parkeri is the source of this 1262-nucleotide messenger RNA. Its product is annotated as gastrula zinc finger protein XlCGF52.1-like. The record is from RefSeq and is a predicted model, not a curated record. Lineage: Eukaryota; Metazoa; Chordata; Amphibia; Anura; Dicroglossidae. The transcript is spliced from 3 exons. Bases 1 to 1218 code for a protein of 405 amino acids.
AUGGAGAAGAAGAGACUUAUAAGAGGGAUGAUGAGCCGAGUGAAGAGGAGGAACUUCCUUCAGAAACACAAGACAAGUGUUGAAAAACUAUUGGACAUUAAAGUGGAAGUUAAAGAGGAAGAAGAAGAGCUGUAUGUUAGCGGUGAUGAGCCGUGUAAGGAGGAUGAUGUUCCUCCAAAGAUCAGCACAGGUGGUCCUCAAAGCAGAAAAAGAUGGUCCACUUUUACUCCACGUGGAGGUGGAGAAGAUGACCUCCUAGGAGAUCCUCAAGGAGCAAACUCAAUGGCCUUGUAUAUCCAGCCAGGACGUCACAUGGUUGGCCUGUCAUCGGAUCCCUCUCUAUACGAGGGGAGUUUUCCUGGUCACUCGCGUCCCGUUGACUAUCACCAAAUGGGCAAUACGUUCCCGUUUCCCGAGCGCAGGGAACGUAUCAUCAAGUCAGAAGGGAUCUAUUCGCAUUCUAAUUACGGGAAAAGUUUUAUUCAGAAUUGCCUUGUUCAGAGACGCCAACCAAACCACACCUGGGGAAACCCGUAUUCGUGUUCCGAAUGCGGGAAAAGCUUUAAGUUGAAAUCGGCCUUUUUGAGACACAAAAGGACCCACACGGAGGAGAGGCCGUUUUCAUGUACCGAGUGUGGAAAAAGCUUCUCUCAGAGGGCCCAUCUGGUUUCCCACGAAAGGAUUCACACAGGGGUAAAGCCAUAUUGCUGCUCUGAAUGUGGCAAGUGCUUCUCCCACAAAAUAUCUCUCAUCACGCACGAGUCAUUUCACACGGGGGUGAAGCCGUUCUUCUGUUCCGAGUGCGGGAAACAGUUUUCCCGCAAGUCGGUCCUCAUCCUCCACGAGAGGGUACACACGGGUGAGAAGCCAUACCCGUGCCCAGAGUGCGGGAAGUGUUUUUCCCAGAGGACCCAUCUGAACACACACAGGAGGAGCCACACGUCAGAGAGGCCCUUCUCCUGCUCAGAGUGCGGGAAGACCUAUUCCCGGAAGUCGUACCUUGUCGACCAUCUCAGGACUCACACGGGGGUGAAGCCGUAUGCGUGCUCGGUGUGCGGGAAGUGUUUUUCUUGUAAGUCGAAUUUAAUUACCCACCAGACGAUUCACAGCAGCAAGAAGCCUUUCUCCUGUACCGAGUGCGGUAAAUGUUUUCAGACAAGGUCGGCCUUCACGUAUCAUAAGAAGUUGCACGCCGCAGAUAAGAUCCCUUUGUGCUGAGAAGAUGGGGCUGUGUUUUGCGUUGCAUUGGCCUUUUGUUGGGU